AUGGAAUCAGAGUUCAUCGCUUUGGACAAAGCAACUGAAGAAGCAGAGUGGCUUCGCCAGUUUGUUGAGAAUAUUCCAAGAUGGUCAAAGCCUAUGCCUGCAAUUUGUGUUUAUUGCGAUAAUCAAUCAGCAAUUGGUAGGUCUCGAUACUUUCCUGUGGUUUAUGCCAGAGCUGCCACAGAGAAGUCUAUUCAUGACUUCACUGUAAAGGAUGUUGAUGGGAAGGAAGUCUCCCUCAGCAAAUUUAAAGGAAAGGUUCUCCUAAUUGUGAAUGUUGCUUCAAAAUGCGGUUUAACAUCAUCAAAUUACACAGAACUUUCUCAUCUUUACGAGAAGUACAAAACUCAAGGAUUUGAAAUUCUAGCUUUCCCCUGUAAUCAGUUUGGUGGCCAAGAGCCAGGAUCAAAUCCAGAAAUUAAGCAGUUUGCAUGCACAAGGUUUAAAGCGGAAUUCCCAAUCUUCGACAAGGUUGAUGUGAAUGGACCCAGUACAGCACCAGUUUAUCAGUUCUUGAAGUCAAGUGCUGGAGGAAUUUUAGGUGAUUUGAUUAAAUGGAAUUUUGAGAAAUUCCUAGUGGACAAAAAUGGUAAAGUGGUUCAGAGAUACCCACCAACAACAUCGCCUUUUCAAAUAGAGAAGGAUAUUCAGAGUCUUGUUGCAGCAUAAAGGUUUCGACUAGCAUUUGCUUGUGUUGUGAAAAUUCGCCAUGGUUAUCUCAGGAUAUGCAGUGGUUGCUGUUCUAAGUUUUUCUGUACAUAGCGUACAUCUAGUACAAUGUGUUGCUGCGAUAGUCUGAUAUAUAUAUAUAUAUUGAGAGAGAAAGAGAGAGAGGUUCUAAACUUUGAAAAAUUGAGAAUGUAUAUUAUCCUCUGUUUCUUGUAAAUCUUAAAGAGAAGAUUUAUUUAAAUAAAUUCCCCCUAACAUGA
This is a messenger RNA of Olea europaea var. sylvestris, 926 nucleotides long. Its product is annotated as putative glutathione peroxidase 7, chloroplastic. Gene Ontology annotation, molecular function: glutathione peroxidase activity. The record is from RefSeq and is a predicted model, not a curated record. The coding region runs from base 1 to 666 and encodes 221 amino acids. The transcript is spliced from 7 exons. NCBI's taxonomy places the organism in Eukaryota, Viridiplantae, Streptophyta, Magnoliopsida, Lamiales, Oleaceae. Gene Ontology annotation, biological process: response to oxidative stress.